Messenger RNA from Cyprinus carpio (common carp), 1117 nucleotides. RefSeq names its product troponin I, fast skeletal muscle-like. Gene Ontology annotation, biological process: muscle contraction. Lineage: Eukaryota; Metazoa; Chordata; Actinopteri; Cypriniformes; Cyprinidae. Bases 129 to 758 code for a protein of 209 amino acids. The record is from RefSeq and is a predicted model, not a curated record. Gene Ontology annotation, cellular component: troponin complex. The transcript is spliced from 7 exons.
AGCCGUAUGGGAAACCUAUAUAAACCCAGCUAACAUUAUAAGCUGAUACUCCUUCCCUCUAAUCCCCUCUGAACGUCCUGCUGUGUGCUGAAAGCCAAAUUUAGACCUGCUGCCGGACUGAUGACUGAAUGCAAAUUGUUUCCAUUAGAUUGAAGGCAGUAACACCCCCACCUACCACACACAGGCGUCUUCACCUUCACAGAGGUCGCCACAAAGAGCCCGGCAAGAUGUCUGAGAAAAAGAUGUCGUCCAGCCGCAGGCAACAUCUGAAGAGCUUGUUGCUUCAGAUUGCUCAUGGCCUUUUAGAGGAAGAGGCAGCGGAGGCUGAGCAGGAAAAACAGAGAUACAUGGAUGAGAACUGCCCUGUACUCUCACUGCCUGGAAGUAUGCAGGAAAUACAGGAGCUGUGUAGGAAGUUGCACCAGCAGAUUGACGCUGUUGAUGAACAAAGAUAUGAUAUGGAGAGCAAAGUGACCAAGUCAAACAAAGAGAUUGAAGAUCUGAAGAUAAAGGUCCAGGACCUGAAAGGUAAAUUCAAGAAACCUGUUCUGAAGAAAGUGCGUAUGUCUGCUGAUGCCAUGCUGCAGGCCCUGCUGGGCUCCAAACACAAGGUGUCUCUGGAUCUAAGAGCCAACCUCAAACAGGUCAAGAAAGAGGUCAAGGAGGAGGAGAAGGAGGCAGUUGGAGACUGGCGUAAGAACAUCGAGGAUAAGGCUGGUAUGGAUGGCAGGAAGAAGAUGUUUGAGUCUGAGGCCUAAAUAUGUUUUUCUCAAAUACAUUUAAAUACAUUUACAUGAUUUAUUCGGUCAGGCUGUCUUAAUUUUUGUGGUCUUCAGGGUUUUGAGAGAUGGUAAUGCUAUCUAUUGUAUGAAGUGAUGUCACAGUUGGUUAUGUAUUGUAUAAAGGAGGUUUUGAUGUAUGUGAUGGUUGGUUUUGCAGCUGAGGCUUUAAUUUGUAAAACAAUAAUCUGACUUUGGGCCUUUGUAAUUAGACCAAAUAAAUAGAUAUUCAUCAAUAAAACCCAUUUAAAUACUCAAAACUGUACUGAGAGAGUUUGCUGGAAAAAAAAAAUUAAACUACAAAUCAUACAAUUUUGCUUUUUCAUUAUUUCACCAAA